Penicillium psychrosexuale is the source of this 2265-nucleotide messenger RNA. Its product is annotated as sterylglucosidase 1. Bases 1 to 2265 code for a protein of 754 amino acids. The record is from RefSeq and is a predicted model, not a curated record. Gene Ontology annotation, molecular function: steryl-beta-glucosidase activity. The transcript has 4 exons. Gene Ontology annotation, biological process: ergosteryl 3-beta-D-glucoside catabolic process. NCBI's taxonomy places the organism in Eukaryota, Fungi, Ascomycota, Eurotiomycetes, Eurotiales, Aspergillaceae.
AUGGCCCCUCUACAUCUGAGAGUCGAGGGACAGACCUUUCGAGACCCUCACAAUCGGGAGGUUACGCUAAGAGGGAUAAACCUUGCGGCUGAUGCGAAGUACCCAAAGACACCCGACAUCCCCUCAUACAUUGCCGAGAAGUUCUUUGACGGGGACAAUGUCUCAUUUGUUGGACGUCCCUUUCCACUGGAAGAUGCCGAUAUUCAUUUCAAACGGCUUCGGAAAUGGGGUUAUAACACUAUCAGGUACAUCUUUACCUGGGAAGCCAUUGAGCAUGCGGGACCGGGAGUUUACGACCAUGAGUGGGUUGCAUACACCAUAGAAGUUCUCCGGAUAGCUAAGCAAUACGAUUUCUGGGUCUUUAUGGACCCGCAUCAGGAUGUGUGGUCUAGGUUCUCGGGAGGAUCUGGGGCACCGAUGUGGACGCUCUAUGCAGCGGGACUAAACCCUAAAAGCUUCAGAGACACGGAAGCCGCCUUGGUACAAAACACAUACGAUGUCCCCGCCGAGUUCCCCAAGAUGAUCUGGAGCACAAAUUAUACUAGACUGGUUUGUCAAACCAUGUUUACCUUGUUUUGGGCUGGGCGGGACUUCGCUCCUAAGGCAAUCAUCGAUGGGAUGAACAUCCAAGAUUAUCUCCAGAACCACUUUAUUGAUGCAUGUGCAUACUUAGCACGAAGAAUUCAUGAAGCGGGUGAUCUUGAUGGCGAAGUGAUCAUUGGCUGGGAAAGCAUGAAUGAGCCUCAUCGUGGUAUCAUUGGUUUUCAAGACAUUUCAGUAAUUCCGCCGGAGCAGCAACUUCAACUUGGGACUUCACCAACCGCAUUCCAAGCAAUGCUCACCGGCUCAGGCAAGGCUUGCGAACAGACAACAUGGGCAUUUGGAAAUUUCGGUCCCUACAAGACUGGCACAAACCUUGUAGACCCGGCAGGCGAGAUAGCCUGGUUGCCAACUGACUACGAUGAUAGCAAAUAUGGCUGGCAACGAGACCCUGGGUGGAAACUUGGAGAGUGCAUCUGGGCUCAGCAUGGAGUUUGGGAUCCGGCCACAGACACCCUUCUACGGAAAGAUUACUUCUCAAAGAACCCUCAGACGGGUGAGCCACUUGACUAUGACAGAUUUACCAACACAUAUUUCUUGAAUCAUUACCGAGUAUACAAAAAUGCCAUUCGAGGAAUCUGGCCGGACGCAAUAAUGUUCUGCCAGCCACCUGUGAUGGAGGUACCGCCAGAUCUUAACGGCACUGCUGAUGACGACCCUAAUAUGGUCCAUGCGGUUCAUUUCUAUGAUGGAUUAACUCUUUUGACAAAACAUUGGAACCGACUCUACAAUGUGGAUGUUAUUGGUGUUCUCCGGGGCAAGUACCUCACCCCUGCCUUUGCGCUCAAAGUUGGCGAGACGGCCAUUCGCAACUGUUUGCGUGACCAGCUCAAGUUCCUCCGCGAUGAAAGCCGAAUUUACAUGGGCAGUCAUCCGGUGGUAUUUACGGAGAUUGGGAUUCCAUAUGACAUGGACGACAAAAAUGCAUACAAGACUGGAGACUAUAGUAGCCAAACCAGCGCUAUGGAUGCAAAUCAUUUUGCACUGGAGGGCAGUACUUCCAAUGGCUUUACUCUGUGGGUUUAUGUCACGCAAAACGACCACGAAUGGGGUGAUCACUGGAAUGGGGAGGACCUGUCUAUAUAUUCUCGCGACGAUCUCGAACUGCCAGCAGGAUCCACCACCUGCCCACUUGACACCCAUUCCCCGGCCUACUCCGAAAGUCAGAGUAGCUCAACAGAGCCAAAUAUUGGACCUCGUGAUCUCAAAGGUGCUUUGUCAACUCCCUCGAUCUCCAGUGACCUCUCCCAGUCAUCCUUACGACAGCAAGGCUAUCGUGCCGCAGAGGCAUAUAUCCGCCCGAGUCCAACAUACGUGAGCGGAAAGUUGGAUAGUCAUGUUUUCGAUCUCAGGAAUUGUGCCUUUACUCUAUCGCUGACGGCUGAAGGGGCAACCGCCACGACUGCCCCGACCGAAAUAUAUCUUCCCGAGUUCCAUUUCCCAGGGAGUAACAUCGUGGUUGCAGUCAGCGGCGGCAAGUGGGACAUUGACGUCCAGGACAUCCAGGGUGUCAAGCUACAACGCCUGCGAUGGUGGCAUGCCGAAGGACAACAGGAUAUCAAGAUUGAGGGACUUAAGCGCAAACCUGGGGAGUUUGCUAAUCCUGGAGGCCAAGAUGUCAGCUAUCUGGAACAAUGCCAGAAGGGCCAGUGUGUCAUAAUGUGA